This is a messenger RNA of Bactrocera neohumeralis, 685 nucleotides long. RefSeq names its product protein toll-like. Bases 1 to 672 code for a protein of 223 amino acids. Gene Ontology annotation, biological process: toll-like receptor signaling pathway; innate immune response. Gene Ontology annotation, cellular component: membrane. The transcript has a single exon. The record is from RefSeq and is a predicted model, not a curated record. Gene Ontology annotation, molecular function: transmembrane signaling receptor activity. Lineage: Eukaryota; Metazoa; Arthropoda; Insecta; Diptera; Tephritidae.
AUGAUUGCAGCUAUCACAACUGCAUCGGUAAUCAUCAUUAUUUUCCUUCUUAUUAUUGCACUCUUCUUUAAAUAUAAAUUACAAGUUAAAAUCUGGUUAUAUGGUCACAACAUAUUGCGUUGUUGCAUUCGGGAAUACGAGCUGGAUGAGAAUAAAACGUUCGAUGCGUUCAUCUCCUAUGCGCACCAAGAGGCUGACUUUGUCAACCACAUAUUACUACCACAACUCGAGCAGUGCGAACCACCAUUUCGUGUAUGUACGCAUGAACGCAAUUGGCUAGCUGGCGCUUAUAUACCUGAACAAAUCAUCGAAUCGGUCGAACAGUCGCGACGUACGAUUAUUGUGCUCUCGCAGCACUUCAUCGAAUCUGAGUGGGCGCGCAUGGAGUUUCGCACAGCGCAUCACUGCUCGUUGAACGAAGGUCGUGCGCGCAUAAUUAUGAUUAAAUAUGGAGAAAUUAUCAAUAGUGAGUUAUUGGAUAAGGAAUUGAAGGCAUAUUUGGAUAUGAACACAUACUUGGAUUGGCAAGAUGCCAGAUUUUGGGAUAAACUACGCUAUGCCAUGCCACAUAAAGUGGGUAGAAAACGGAACACCGAUAUGCUUAAGGUUAACGGCAGAUUGUAUGUUAUGGGGCAAGUUGAGAUGAAUCGUUUGCGUGGUGAGAACGCUUAAAUUGGUCGGAGAU